Molecule: messenger RNA, 921 nt
Organism: Agelaius phoeniceus (red-winged blackbird)
Lineage: Eukaryota; Metazoa; Chordata; Aves; Passeriformes; Icteridae
Gene: SLC25A48
Product: solute carrier family 25 member 48
Biological process (GO): transmembrane transport
Cellular component (GO): mitochondrion
Molecular function (GO): transmembrane transporter activity
Source: RefSeq, a predicted model, not a curated record
AUGGGGAGCCUCCAGCUGCAGGACUUCGUGGCGGGCUUGGUGGGCGGAAUCGCCAGUGUGGUUGCGGGCCAUCCCCUGGACACGGUCAAGACUCGUUUGCAAGCUGGACAAGGAUAUGGAAAUACACUCAAGUGUGUUCUGACCGUGUACAGAAAUGAGUCUCUGACCGGCUUCUUCAAGGGCAUGUCCUUCCCACUGGCCAGCAUUGGCAUCUACAGCUCGGUGGUGUUCGGGGUCUUCAGCAACACGCAGCGGUUUCUGACCCAGCUCCGCCACGGGGACCCGGCCGCCGCGCCCUCGCUCGCCGACAUGACCCUGGCCAGCCUCGUGGCUGGGGUCAUCUCUGUGGGCAUUGGCACCCCCGUGGAACUGGUCAAGAUCAGGCUACAGAUGCAAACACAGCCCUACACCAAAGCAAAUGCUAAACUAAAUUCCUCAGCUCCUGGAUCUCCUGUGUACCGAGGCCCAAUUCACUGCUUAAGGACAAUCCUGCAGAAAGAGGGGAUUCCAGGAAUAUACCGAGGCAAUGUAGCAAUGCUCCUGAGGGAUGUUCCCGGGUACUGCGCCUAUUUCGUCCCGUACGCGAUGUUCUGUGACUGGAUAACCCCUCAUGGAAGCAUUGCUCCUAAUCCCUUCUCCAUCUGGGUGGCAGGGGGUGUAGCAGGAGCUGUUUCCUGGGCAGUAUGUACUCCAAUGGAUGUUGUGAAAAGUCGACUUCAGGCAGAUGGAGUUUAUUCAAACCAGUACAAAGGGACCAUUGACUGCAUGUUGCAGAGCUACCAGAAUGAGGGCUUAAAAGUCUUUUUUAGGGGCCUCCUGGUCAAUACAAUAAGAGGAUUCCCAUCGAGUGCAGCCAUGUUUCUUGGCUAUGAGCUUUCUCUCAAAGCAAUGAAAAGAUGCCAAAGUGAGACCAAUCCCUAA